Molecule: messenger RNA, 806 nt
Organism: Juglans regia (Persian walnut)
Lineage: Eukaryota; Viridiplantae; Streptophyta; Magnoliopsida; Fagales; Juglandaceae
Product: membrane protein PM19L-like
Exons: 4
Coding region: 31-534 (167 amino acids)
Source: RefSeq, a predicted model, not a curated record
UCUUUUCAAUUUUUUUAACAUCAGAAUUCCAUGGCUUCUGGAGGAUCCAAAUCAGCAGCCUCAGUCCUCCUAAUAGUCAAUCUUGUUCUGUAUUUCAUUGCAACUGCGAUCGCUGUAUGGGCUGUAAAUCAUGGGAUUCAAAGAUCUCGCGAGACAGCAUCUGCUUUGUCUAUUUCGGCACGCCUUUUUCCGAUAUUCAUGCCAAUCGGAAACACGGCGACCGGUUUCUUUGUGAUUUUCUCCCUCAUUGCCGGCGUUGUGGGCAUGGCCACCUCACUUGCUGGACUUAACGAUGUUGCUCAAUGGAAUGCGCCCAACUUACACGCAGCAGCAUCCUCUUCUCUUGCAACUUGGGCUCUCACUCUACUGGCCAUGGGAUUAGCGUGUAAAGAGAUUCAACUUGGUUGGACAGAUUCAAACCUGAGGAGUCUAGAAAUCAUCAUCAUAGUUGUGAGUGCGACACAAAUGUUUUGUAUGGGUGCUAUACAAGUUGGAGUUGAAGAUGCUGUUGCACAACAAAGAGGCCACCCUUGAAGACUCUGAGCUCCAGUCUGCGACAAUACUUAACUAUCUGGCGAUUCCCUUUCAGAAAAGUUGCAUUUUCUGACUCUGGUUCUUUGGGAUGAUUUCCUUCAAUUCUUUGAUGUUUCAGUUUUUUCAGAUGAGAGUUUCAGGUACUUGUUGCAUGUCCAUUGUCUUUUUGGUCUUAAUUUUGAACGAGUUAAUUAAGUCAUGUGUUCCGACAGAUAAAAUCAAUAGGAUUGAAGAAAAUAAAACUUCUUCCAUAUGCAUCUAUAAAUAAGACU